AUGACGACCAACUCCCGGUCUUUCCACUGCAGUUUAUAUAGGAAGUUCCUAUCUCUAGACCUGUUUGCCACCGACACGAAUCACAUGGAAGACGAGUCUUCGCUCGAAACCGUAUGCUUGAAGCCUGAGAGACCGACUUUCUUCAUCGACCUCCGCGGACAAACUUUUGGCGGCGACAGUAUGUGCAAUAAGGAAGUCGAACAGCUGAUGAAGACCAAAGGGGAGUGCGAACAGCUGUUGCUUGAUUUCACAACGCGGACGAUCAACCCGGUUGCCAGACAGCUUCUGUAUAGAAGCGAUAACAAGGAAAGUGAACAAGGUUGUAAUGAGGCGCUGUUACCUGGCGGCGAGGUAGGACAGUGUUUUUCGGAAAAGAACGAUGGAAAAAUGGUAACGAUUUCCCCUCCCCACGGUGAUGCAAUUAAGCAACGUCUAGCGAAUUACAAGCUGCUUACUGAAAGGACUUGCUGCUAA
Molecule: messenger RNA, 474 nt
Organism: Soboliphyme baturini
Lineage: Eukaryota; Metazoa; Nematoda; Enoplea; Dioctophymatida; Soboliphymatidae
Source: the annotation of a GenBank genome assembly